CAGGUCUCGCAGAAAGCAGUGGGAGAGGAAUUUGGGUAUAGGCUUUAGGGCCUCCACUCAACAACUCGAACUCACGGCUGCAGAGAGCGUCUCUCUCGGCGUGGUGGGGUUUGGAGCUUCUUUUCUUCUCUGAUUUUUUUUUUUUUUUUGGUUUUCCGAGUGGAAUGAUGGCGGAGGAGGCGGUGCGACAUAGCUCCAACGCCGCCGGAGCAGAGGUGAUGGAAGAAGAAGGCCGCAGCAUGGAGACGCAGAUAGAGCGGGCCAUGCGCUGCCGUGUCCGUCAUUUCAAGGAACAGGCCGAUUCUUUGACUUUUGAGGGUGUUCGAAGGUUAUUGGAGAAGGACUUGGGGUUAGAGACAUAUGCGUUGGAUGUACAUAAGAGAUUCAUUAAGCAACGUCUGUUGGAGUGCUUGAGUGGUGGUGAUGAUGACCAUGCCUCCAAGAAUUCAGCUGAGACAGUGGAGAAUAAUGUUGCUACUAGCAAAGCCGAAGAGGCAGAUUCUCCUGGAAAGGAGCAAGUGAAGAAAGAUGAGAAGGAAACUAUCUCUGAGGAUGAAGAGAAAAUGGAUGACUCUCCAGUAAUGGGCCUUCUAACAGGGCACAAGAUAAACAAAGUUCAAACGGAGGAAACUCAAGUCAUUAAAACGAAAGAAGUUCCUAGUCACAGCAAAAUAAAAGAGGCUAUUAAAAACAGAGCUGCUUAUCUGAAAGAUAAUUCUGAAAAAAUUACAAUGGCUGGAGUUCGUCAGCUUCUGGAGGAGGAUCUCAAGCUUGAGGAAAAUACUCUUCAUCCCCUAAAGAAAUUUAUAAGCGAGCAAGUAGACGAGGUAUUAAAAUUCCCAAAAGUUUCAGAUCCUGCAAGCGGUGUAAAGAAGAAAGCUUCUGAGAAAAAUUCUAAUAGAAAAUCAUCAAAAAGGUACAGCAGUGGAGAAAGUUCUGAUUCUCUAGAGAGUGAAAGUGAGGAAAUAGAAGAUGAGGUAAAACAAAAAAAGAAAGUGGCUCCGAAAAGACAAGUUCAGAAAUCUGAAGAGCCCAGGAAUCGUAAAAGACCAGCAAAGGAGACCAAUAUCUCUAGGAAGAAGCGUAGCAGGCCAGCAGAAACUUCAGAGGAAAAUAGUGAUGAAGGAGCUGGUGGGAAUGCAUCUGAAGAUGAUCAAUCUCAAUCCUCUGCUGAAAAACCUGUCAAGAACAAAGAUGUAGCAACUCCUGUAUAUGGAAAAAGUGUGGAGCAUCUAAAAUCAAUAAUCAAAUCUUGUGGAAUGAGUGUACCUCCUGCAGUUUAUAAGAGAGCCAAGCAGGUUUCUGAGAAUAAACGUGAGGGCUUCCUAAUAAAAGAGCUAGAGGAGAUACUUUCAAGGGAGGGGUUAUCCGCAAAUCCAUCUGAGAAAGAAAUUAAAGAAGUCAAAAAAAGAAAGGACAGAGCUAAAGAACUUGAAGGCAUUGACAUGAGCAACAUUGUUUCAAGUACACGGAGAAGGUCCACAACUAGCUUUGUAGCGCCUCCAAAACCCAAAAUUCCUCUUGAAAGUGAUGCCAAUGAUGCAGAAGGUACUGAUAGCAGUAACAAUGAGAGUGAUGCUGAAAAUGAUGACGAUGAUGACGAGGACGAUGGUGAUGAGAGCCAGAGCGAAGAGUUUAAUGAAGAUGAUGAUGAAGACAGCGAUUAAAUCCUUCAUAAGACAGUAACGGGAGCCUCAAUUGUGGUACAACCAUGCUAUGUAUUUUAUGUUUUCGUGUUUUGGCCCCUUAGUUUUCAUUAACUUGUUAUUGGGGACUAGUAAGCUGUGAUAGUAUUGUACUUACCUAUUAAUAGGGGGGCUUCAGGUUAGAUUUAGUAACUCAGGCAGUGCUUAAAUCUUGAAUGAAUUGUGAUUGUGCAGUGCAUAAUAAGCUGGAUCAUUAGGCUACAUCUUUCUGCUUCA
Diospyros lotus (date-plum) is the source of this 1922-nucleotide messenger RNA. RefSeq lists its product as uncharacterized. The transcript has 9 exons. Bases 165 to 1667 code for a protein of 500 amino acids. NCBI's taxonomy places the organism in Eukaryota, Viridiplantae, Streptophyta, Magnoliopsida, Ericales, Ebenaceae. The record is from RefSeq and is a predicted model, not a curated record. Gene Ontology annotation, cellular component: nucleus.